AUUCCACCAUGAGUUCCUCCUUUCCUGUCAGUUUCCAGAGAGGAAGUUUGCUGCCGUGUGAAAGCAGAGGAAUGAAUUCAUUUGUGUCUUCUUUUUCUGCUCUCCUGUUGAUGGCCCAUCAUUAAGUCUUCUCUGUGUUGACCCUAAGAAAAAUGGAGACUUUGACGGACGGAAUGUCAACAUCACCAUCAUCCUCUUCAUCGUCAUCUUCAUCAUCAGCCGAUGACAGGGCAAGCAAAACGGAAGAUUACGCAACAGUAAUGACGGAGGUGUGGCCAGAGGCAGAGAGGGCGGAGUCCUUGGCCCGUGGGGCUGCCUUGAAGUGGGCUUCGGGGGUUUUCUGUCGACCUGAACAUCUGGAGCAAGUCAGCCAGUACAGGAAGAGAGAGAGCCGGAGAACUACCUCCAUAUAUACCAGACUUAAGUCUAUGGUCCAGUCCCACUUGGAAGAGGUGGGCAGGUGCAUGGAGCAGCUCCGAGAGGCCCAGGAUGAGUUGAGGCAAGUAUCUGAUGCUCUAAAGAAGGCCGGACUGGAGUACGGCCACAACCAAGAUGGCUUGAAGAAUCUGGAAAGACUACGAGAAGUAUCAGUCAACCACGGUCAGCUGCUUGCUGCUGUCAGCAACCUACCCAGACUUUACUCGAUGCACAGCGUGGUUGUGGAAACCGAGUGUUUGGUUGCGUCCCAGCGACUCCUGGAGGCCCAUGCCCGUCUGAUGGAUCUGGAGCGCUGGCAGGAUGACAUCCUCUGGCAAAUCCACGGCGCCGCUGGGAUGGCAGAAAGUGACCAGGAACUGGUGGCCAAAUACUUCUCUGACGUCAGCAAGCUCGGCGAGACUUUAGGUAAGGAGCUGUGGGCGGUCGUGAGCAGUGCCCUGGCUGUGGCUCGCCAAAACCCGACACCGUUUGUAUCGGCGGUGAGGAUUGUCGAGCGCGAAGAGGCCAUGGACAGAAUUCUGCUGGAGCGAGUUGAAGGCAAAGUCCAGCCUUUGCCCCCAGGACGGCCUCGCCGCUGGAGGGCACGCUUCUUCCAGGUUCUAGAGGAGGCGGUGUCCGCUCGCUUCCAUAGUGUCUCCUACCUUCACACGAGGGGUCCAGGUUUGGCCGGACAUCUCUCUGCUCUGCAGCACACCAUUAUGGCGGAUCUGGCCACGGUGCGCCACCUGCUGGAGAACUGUGUCCCGCCACACUACUGCCUAACGAGAGCCUACCUUAGGGCCAGCCACCACUGUUUACAUGCUCACCUGACACAGGUCUGCAGUUGGGACCUGGAGAGUGGGGAGAUCUUUGCGGUGCUUAACUGGGUGCUCCACGUCUACAACAGCCCUCAAAUGCUGAGUCAUCCAGAUGUGCUGAAUGUGUUGAAGGGGGGAGAGCUUGGACUCCUUAUCUCCACCGAGGGACUGGAGCAACUUCAGAACAAAUAUGUGCAAAGUGUACGGAAGAGUGUGUCCGCAUGGAUGCAGAAAGCGCUACAGGUGGAGCUGCAAGAUUGGCAGAGAGACCAGGAGCCUGAUACAGACCAUGAGGGUUUCUAUACGACCAGCCUGCCAACCAUCAUCAUUCAGAUGCUGGAGGAGAAUGCCCGUGUUGCAUUCAUCAUUGGACAAUCCCUCAGAGAUCAAACAAUACAAAUGGGGCUCUAUGAAAUGGAGAACCUCCUCAACAGGUUCCGAGAAGCCCUGGUGGAAUUUGGAAAGAGGCAUCGCAGUGGUCCAAGCAACAGCAAUAACCAUUUUUAUCUCCACUAUCUGCUGGCCUCCAUCAGCAACUGCAUUGUCCUCAAAAAGGGCACAGAGAGCCUGCAGCAGCAGCAGUCAUCCCGGGAAUUAGGACAGUUCACUCGGACGCCUUCCAACCCGCUGGCAGCUUUGGAGCGGACAGUGAGACGAGCCUGUCGAAUGGUGAUCGAUCAGCUCCUGCUGGACCUCAAGCCUUUCCUCACAGGCCUAGUGACCCGACACUGGAUGGUCCAUGGCGAUCCCGUUCCCAAACUCUGCCGCAUCUUGGAGCGCCAUCUGGAGCUGUACAGCCGUGUCCGAGCACCCUGCAGACAGCGUCUUCAGGAGGAGGCCCAGUGGUUGAUGGUGGUGGAAUAUGUCAAAGCACUGAUGCAGAAGAGGCUGCUGUGUCGCAGCGCUGACGAGAGGAGAAAAUUUGCUCAGCAGAUGGUGAAGGACGACCAGCAGUUCAGACAACUUUUCAAUGGCCUGGAAAGUGAUGGGUCAGCACCUGAGGUCAACCCAAUGGCCGUACUCCCAGUCUUGGCUGACAUCAUCCGACUCAAAGACCCCAGCAUGCUCCCUCUCGUGGUGUCCGGACUUGCAAGCACAUAUCCUGACAUCAGUGAAGAGCAAGUGUCUGUGCUGCUGGACAUACGAGGGGACAUCUCCAGGGACAUCAGAGGCUCAGUGCUGGACCUGCUCGAGCAGAGCGCCAACCCCCUGCCGGUCGGAUACCGUCCUAUCUUCAUAGACAUCCUGGUGCCUCCCUCAAGCAUGACCUUCUGCUUGCCCUCCACCAAGUGUGCAUGAAAUCAGAUCCUCUUAAAUGUCUCUUAAAAACAUUGCAUUCAUGACCUUUCACCUCAUUUCUUAAUCUAUUCUAUUUUAGUCCAUCUUAGAAACAAAAUAUUUGUUAGUGUUUCCCACAGGACUACAAGGUAUUAGUGGGGGUCUAUUGUGAUUGUGUCCUUUGCAUAUUCGCUAUGACACAUGUGCAUGCCAUUUAAAAAACAAACAAAAAAACAGUUUUCGUAUGCUAUUUUAUAAUUUUAUCUGACAGAACUGCUUGUAUGUUUUGACAUGAAAGCGUUAAAACAUACCGGUGUAGUGAGUUUACAUUAUUCACCCAAGGAACUUUUGUUUUUUUUUCGUUUUUUCACGUGACACUUUUCCGGUGUUGUUGUUUUCCGGAUGAGGAGAUGCUGCUCCGUUAUUGAUUAAAGUAAAGUCUGAAUGUCAUUAAAACAGUUAGCUCCG
Molecule: messenger RNA, 2981 nt
Organism: Nerophis ophidion (straightnose pipefish)
Lineage: Eukaryota; Metazoa; Chordata; Actinopteri; Syngnathiformes; Syngnathidae
Gene: exoc3l1
Product: exocyst complex component 3-like 1
Exons: 15
Coding region: 153-2534 (793 amino acids)
Biological process (GO): exocyst localization; exocytosis
Cellular component (GO): exocyst
Molecular function (GO): SNARE binding
Source: RefSeq, a predicted model, not a curated record